GCGGAGCCGGCGGCCGGGACCGGGCGAGCGGCGCUAUGUUGAGCGCGGCGGCCCCGGGAGCCGGUGCAGCGUCCGCCGCGGGCCCCUCCGCACCCGCCGCCCGCGAGCCCCCACGCCGACGGACCGCACCGCGCGGGACCGGACCGGAGCCCCCCGGGCCCCCGCCCGCAAGGGCGUCGGAAGGAAUCGGAGGCGGGCGGGCCGGGCCCGGGGCCCGGCGGCCGGAGGGGUCGGCGUCCCGGGCGAGGCCGGCGUGCGGGUCCGUGGCCUGAGGCCGGGCGUCCGCGCGUGGGCCGUCCCCGAGCCAUGUCCGUCCGCUGAGGAGGAGCGGGGGCGACGAUGAACGCGGAUCCGAGGGCCAACUCCAGCUGGCGGCCCGGGGCCGGGCCGGAGAACGCGUCGGCCGCGGCCUCGGCCCAGAGCCCGGUGGUGGAGGCGGGGCCCGGGCCGGCCGUCAACCCCUGGGACGUGGUCCUCUGCACGUCGGGCACCCUCAUCUCCUGCGAGAACGCCGUGGUGGUCCUGGUCAUCUGCCACAACCCGGGGCUGCGGGCCCCCAUGUUCCUGCUCAUAGGCAGCCUGGCCCUGGCCGACCUCCUGGCCGGCCUGGGCCUGGUGGGCCACUUCGCCUCCGCUUACCUGCUGCGCUCGGAGGCCACCACCUUGGUCACCGUGGGCCUCAUCGUCGCCUCGUUCUCCGCCUCCGUCUGCAGCCUGCUGGCCAUCACCGUCGACCGUUACCUCUCCCUCUACUACGCCCUGACCUACAACUCGGAGCGGACGGUGACCUUCACCUACGCGAUGCUGGUGCUGCUGUGGGGGGCCUCCGUCGGGCUGGGCCUGCUGCCGGUCCUGGGCUGGAACUGCCUCCGGGACGAGUCCACCUGCAGCGUCAUCCGGCCGCUGACCAAGAACCACGCGGCCGUGCUGUCCGUGUCCUUCCUCCUCCUCUUCGCGCUCAUGCUCCAGCUCUACAUCCAGAUCUGUAAGAUCGUCGUGCGCCACGCCCACCAGAUCGCCGUGCAGCACCACUUCUUGGCCACCUCCCACUAUGUGACCACGCGCAAGGGCGUGUCCACCCUGGCCAUCAUCCUGGGCACCUUCGCCGCCUGCUGGAUGCCCUUCACCCUCUACUCGCUCGUCGCCGACUCCACCUACCCCUCCAUGUACACCUACGCCACCCUCCUGCCGGCCACCUACAACUCCGUCAUCAACCCCGUCAUCUACGCCUUUCGGAACCAGGAGAUCCAGAAGGCCCUGUGGCUGGCCUGCUGCGGCUGCGUCCCCGCCGGACUGGCCCAGAGGGCCCGCUCGCCCAGCGACGUCUGACCCGCCCCCACCUCCCCCCCGGCCGGUCCCCCCGGACCUGCCGGGAGCCCUCCCCCACGCCCCCCGGGCCCCCUGCGAGCUCGCACCUGGCCGGUCCCCCUGGGCUAGCUGCGAGCCCCCCUGGGCCAGCUGCGGGCUCGCCCCUGGCCAGCCUCCCUGGGCCAGCCCAGCCCCCCUGGGCCGGCUGCGGGGUCGCUCCUGGCCAAUCCCCCCCUGGGGCAGCCGCGAGCCUCCCCGGGGCAGCUAUGAGGCCCCUGGGCCGGCUGCAGGCUCGCUCCUGGCCAGUCCCCCCGGGCCAGCGGCGGGGGAGCUCGGGUCCCCGGCGCGGGAGUGGGAGCGGCCUCGCUCCUCCAGAGGCCUGGGAGCGGCCAACGGAGGGCCGAUGCCCCAAGCAGCGCCGAUCCCGGUGGGAAUUCCACGUUUUUAUGUCGUGGACUUUGGCUCAGGAUUCCCUGUCGUCGUCCGUCCUCCCACCUUCCCCCCCUUUCCCCCUCUGCAGAGGGCAGAGGGGUCGUGGUACAACCCGACCCCCGGUGUCGUUCCCGAUUUAACCUUAUUAGGCGAGGGAAAGAAACAAAAAAAGAGGAGUCCAGAAGGUGACAGCCCUUUCCGGAUUUGUUGACGUGGUUAAAAUAAAUCAGCGGUCCCGCAUGUCUUCUCUCGCUGUCUCAGAAACUGACCCCGCAAACUAGCGAAAGUACGGAAGAAGAGGAUGUCUGAACGUGACCUGAUUUUUGUCAACGUGACCCAAUUAUAAGACACCCGAUUAAAUUUCAAAAUCCUGGCCCAAUUUGUAUUCCCUCCUCUGCUAUUUUAAGAAUUUCUAAGAAUUUUCAACUACCGUGGCUCACGAGUACUUCUGAGCAGGUUUCCGUUGUUGUUCGUCUUGAAUGACCUGAACUGUUAUCUUUUCAAACGUGACCCAUUUCGGCAAGGCCAGGACCUGGGCCAAAAGAGUGGUGCCGUUUCUCUUUUUCCCAGAUCAGCCCCAAGGUGAUUUGGGAGGAUUUUACUCAUUGGGGAGAUUCGGCAAUCUCAAACCCUCAGGCCAAAGUCCCGUGUCUUUCCACGGCUACUAAAUGGAAUAUUUAACGAAUUUACCUUCCAAAUUGUAGAUAGAUGUUAAAUUCAUUUUUUUUUAAAGCGUACCCUUGUAGAUGUUGGUACGUGCUCUCCGCCCCCAUCCCUUUUCUCGUAGGCAUGUAAAGAACGCACCGGCGACCGGCGCCAUCUAAAAAAGAAAUUUCGAUUUUAUAUUUGAGCAUUUGUAGUUUGGGAUUCUGUACAGCGAGACACAUUUAAAACGUGUCCUCUGCUAUUUUCAUGAUUCCAUCUGUGAGUGCAUCUAUAUCAGGUUAGGAUACACAGCAUAUACCAUGUGGCGUUCCCCUAUUAAAAGACCACAUUCACGAAGGUU
This is a messenger RNA of Ornithorhynchus anatinus (platypus), 2746 nucleotides long. RefSeq names its product G protein-coupled receptor 12 (gene GPR12). The transcript has 2 exons. Lineage: Eukaryota; Metazoa; Chordata; Mammalia; Monotremata; Ornithorhynchidae. The record is from RefSeq and is a predicted model, not a curated record. Gene Ontology annotation, cellular component: membrane. Gene Ontology annotation, molecular function: G protein-coupled receptor activity. Gene Ontology annotation, biological process: G protein-coupled receptor signaling pathway. The coding region runs from base 340 to 1329 and encodes 329 amino acids.